UUAGGGAAGACUCUCAUCCUCCCUCUGUCCUCUGAAGGAGCCUGAUCGUCACUCUCUAGGUGCCCAAGAGUUCCCCGAGGUGGCCCCUCCAUAGGGCCUCCUCUCUGUCCUUGACGGUGCUGCUUGUCUGCUCAACCCCCUGGAGGAGAGCAGGGCGAUGGGGCUGCCCCUGCUGCUGCCGCUGCUGCCCCUGCUGCCGGCAUCUCUGCAGGCUGGUUACUGGGCAGAAUCCAGUCCAAAGGUUGGCUCUGGGGUCAACCAACCAGAGCACCUCUCAGCCCCCGAGGGUGGCUCCAUCCACAUCCCCUUCUCCUUCUAUUACCCCUGGGAGUUAGCCAAGGUUCCCAGGGUGAGUAUAGCCUGGAGACGGAGGCACUUCCAUGGGGAGUACAUCUACAACACCACCCCGCCUUUCAUCCGUGAGGAUUACAAGAACCGGCUCUUCCUGAACUGGACAGAGGGUUGGAAGACCGGCUCCCUCCUGAUCUCCAACCUGCGGAAAGAGGACCAGACUACGUACUUCUGCCGGGUCCGGUUGAACACACUGAAGUAUGGCGAGCAGCAAUGGCAGUCCAUCCCGGGGACCACACUCAUCAUCACCCACGCUGUCAAGACGACCACCCUGGGCCCCACCAACACUGCCACCACCACCACAGCUGGCCUCGGGGUCUCAGAGGGCAAAAGGAGCUCAGAGUUUUGGCCCCUGAGUCUGGGAGCCAUGAUUGGGGUGGCACUGGCCUGCGCUGUGCUCAUAACUGUGAUUUUGGGACUGAUGGUCUACCUCAGGUGGAAGAGAAGGAAAGGUCUGCGCACUAAAGCCAGAACCCCAGCCAGGGGAUCCUUCCAGAACACUGAGGAGGAGUACGAGAAUAUUGGGAAUAAAGGACAAUAUACAGACCCCAAGCAGGACCCCAAGGAUGAUGGCAUCUUCUACGCCUCCCUUGCCCUCUCCAGCUCCACCUCACCAGCAGCACCUCCCUGCCCCUCUCUCAGUGGGAGCCCCCAAGAAGAGACCCUGUACUCUAACUUAAAGGCCUAAGGAGUGGACUGAAUGAUGACCUCCUUAGAGUGAGCUGUGCAGAGUGUCUCAGCUUCCAAUAAUAACCUCGGCCAGAUACACGACUCAGAAGCCAGCAGGGGUUGAAGGACCUGAGAGACAGAGCCAUCUGCUCCCACUCCCUCUUCGACUUCCUAGCCUUGCCCACAAAAAUAAAAGUACCCAUAGAA
Diceros bicornis minor is the source of this 1227-nucleotide messenger RNA. RefSeq names its product paired immunoglobulin-like type 2 receptor alpha. The transcript has 7 exons. The coding region runs from base 158 to 1039 and encodes 293 amino acids. NCBI's taxonomy places the organism in Eukaryota, Metazoa, Chordata, Mammalia, Perissodactyla, Rhinocerotidae. The record is from RefSeq and is a predicted model, not a curated record. Gene Ontology annotation, molecular function: MHC class I protein binding.